This is a messenger RNA of Peromyscus leucopus (white-footed mouse), 1659 nucleotides long. Its product is annotated as olfactory receptor 11A1-like. Gene Ontology annotation, biological process: G protein-coupled receptor signaling pathway. NCBI's taxonomy places the organism in Eukaryota, Metazoa, Chordata, Mammalia, Rodentia, Cricetidae. Gene Ontology annotation, molecular function: G protein-coupled receptor activity; olfactory receptor activity. Gene Ontology annotation, cellular component: membrane. Bases 540 to 1481 code for a protein of 313 amino acids. The record is from RefSeq and is a predicted model, not a curated record. The transcript has a single exon.
AUUAGAGACAAAAAGUCUACCCAGUGGGCCAUUGUACACACAUAGGAAUGGAACACAGAGGAAGAAAUGAUAAGAAAUCAAAGAAAUUGAUGAGACUGAAGUGACUACAUGAUGAAGACCAGAGAGACUGUUGAGGUAAAGAUGACUAGCCUUCACCAUGGGAUUCCAGCAUACCAUUCAAUUCUUUUGUAGCAGCAUUGGCUUUGGUUGUGAAAGGUAAAAGUUUGUUGUCAAGGAACACACAUGGUGGUCACUACACAAAGUUUUGGUUUUUAUUGAAAAUUUGAAUAUGGUUAAGCUCUCCUAGGCCAUUAGGAAUAUGCUACAUCAAAGGGCAUGGGAAGGAAGAGUAAUAACUAAAAGGGAAAUAAGGUGGUAAUAACUAAAAGGGAAAGAUGAAGACCAGUUUAAUCCAUCCUCAUUUUGUACACUCUAUUAUCUUGUUUUAGCCUUGUCAAUCUUAGAAUUGCAACAGACAACAGAGACACACUAAAAUUUCUCUAGUUUCUGUCAAGCCAACUAGAAAACUGAAUGAUCCCAUGGAAAGCAUCUCCACAGGAAACCAAACUGUCACUGAAUUUAUACUUCUUGGCUUCCAUGAAGUCCCUGGGCUAUACCUCCCAUUCUUUUCUGUUCUCACCAUCGUCUACGCCUCCAUCAUCACAGGGAACAUGCUCAUUGUAGUGGUGGUGGUGAGCUCCCAGAGGCUUCACACACCUAUGUAUUUUUUUCUGGUGAACCUGUCCUUCAUUGAGAUCCUCUAUACCUCCACAGUGGUGCCCAAAAUGUUGGAGGGCUUCCUACAGGAGUCUGCCAUCUCUGUGGCUGGCUGCUUGCUCCAGUUCUUCCUCUUUGGCUCUCUGGCUACAGAUGAGUGCUUUCUUCUGGCUGUGAUGGCAUAUGAUCGCUACCUAGCAAUCUGUCACCCGCUAAGAUACCCACUUUUGAUGGGGCCUCAGUGGUGUCUGGGGUUGGUGCUCACAGUCUGGCUGUCUGGAUUCAUGGUAGAUGGACUAGUUGUUGCUUUGCUGGCCCAGCUGAGGUUCUGUGGCCCCAACCAAAUUGACCACUUUUACUGUGAUUUCUCACCCUUGAUGGUCCUGGCCUGCUCAGACACCAGAGUGGCCCAGGUGACCACAUUUGUUCUCUCUGUUGUCUUCCUGACGAUCCCCUUUGGGCUGGUUCUGGUUUCCUAUGCUCAGAUUGUGGUGACUGUGUUGAGAGUUCCCGCUGGCACCAGAAGAACAAAAGCUUUCUCUACAUGCUCCUCUCACCUGGCUGUGGUGUCCACAUUCUAUGGAACACUCAUGGUCUUGUACAUUGCACCCUCUGCUGUCCACUCCCAGCUUCUCUCCAAGGUUGUUGCCCUGCUCUACACAGUGGUCACUCCCAUCUUCAACCCCGUCAUAUAUACCUUGAGGAACCAGGAGGUACAUCAGGCACUAAGAAGGCUUCUCUACUGCAAAGCAAUUGAAAUGUGACCUAAGGAGAGCAGUGAAGAUUUUCUAUUGGACGUUCAGGGUCUUGCUUGAAAAGUCUCCCAUAAUGGGCCGGGGAGGAACACUGUUAUUUCCCCAAAUUUCCCUUUAAGUCUUCUGAAUUAUUCCCGAGGGGAAGAUAAGAGUUCAGCAAUUUUCAAAUAUUAGUGUGGUGGUUUGA